This is a messenger RNA of Auanema sp. JU1783, 1290 nucleotides long. NCBI's taxonomy places the organism in Eukaryota, Metazoa, Nematoda, Chromadorea, Rhabditida, Rhabditidae. The record is from the annotation of a GenBank genome assembly.
AUGAGUCAAUCAAAUUCCGAGCGAUCAAAAAGAAAGAAACAAGAAGAUGACUGGAUGAGCACAAAUGAACCGGAGACUCCUGUCGAUAAUGGUGUUUCUCCGACUCCUGACUCGAAUAUGCAACAAUCAACUAGUAAAUCAGCUUUGCUCUCAUGUGAAAUGUGUCAGAAUUAUGAAACUAAUUUGACUAUAAUGCAGGAGGAAGAAAGAAGGUUGAAAACUGAGAUUAAGUCGCUGAAAGGGAUAACUACUCGUUACGAAGAAGUAAUUGCCAAAGAUAGAUCUUACAAGCAAGAUUUGGAGAAGAGAAUGGCUGAAUUGGCUGCUGAGACUGAAGAUAUAGUGGACAAGGCCAUAAAGGAGAAUUUGAGAUUAGAUACUAGCCUCAAGAAGUUUACUGAACAGCAAACUAAGGAGUUACUUGCUCACAAAGCUGAAAUAGACACUUUGAGCGGAGCGUUUGCCACUUAUGAGACCAACUAUGCCGAGUUAUCCAAGAAGUAUAAGGAUUUGCUUGGUUUCAAUAGAUCUUCGGCUGAUGAAAUGAGAUCAGAAGUCAUUGAUUUGCCUCAAGAAGUCGAUAAGUUGCAGUUCAUAUGUUUGACACUUCGAGAGGAGCUUAUUGAAUUGAAAGCAGCGAGAAACCAUGAACGAAACGUGUCAAAAGAUGAAAUAACUGUUCUGAGAGAGCAGUUCUCUGAAAGUUUCCGGGUAAAAGAAGGCGUAGAACGCGAUUUGCUCAAUCAAGUAAACGACCUCAACACCAAGCUUGGUAUUGCUAGUAGUAAAUUAGUAUCCGUUGGAGAUGCUGUAGCCAUAAGCGAUGAACAAUCUCGUAAAAUUAGGGAUCUUCAAGAAGCCGUGGCUGAGUUGGAAGCACAAGUAACUCAAGUCCAAAACGAGAGACAGGCUGUAGAAAUGACUGCUCAAAACUAUAAAGCAAGGUGCAGUGCCUUACAACAAGAGUUGGAUACGAUGGAAUGUGUACAGAAGGAUUUCGUGAAGCUUUCUCAGAGCUUACAAAUCCAGUUAGAGAAAAUUAGGCAAUCUGAACAAGAAGUGAGAUGGCAGUGGGAAGAAGAUGUUGAAAACUGCUCUGGAUGUGAAGUAUCGAUAGCCAGGUUGCGACCGAAACCCAGAUGCCAUCAUUGUGUUAAACUGUUUUGUGAACAAUGUGUGAAGACUAAAGUUCCAUCAGGACCGAACAGAAGACCGGCCCCAGUUUGCCAAGUUUGCCACACCUUGCUAGACAGAGAAGGAAGACCAUUUUUCGCUCAGGAUCCCAAAUGA